GCACUGAAGAAUCUCCAAAAUAAUGAAGAAAUUCCUCAUUCUGUGUUAUUUAUUCAUGGGGAAAUUAGUGAAAAGUGCCAAAGGAAUACCCUUUUAAUCACUCUCAACAGCUUCUACAAGGAAAAUUACCUUCUACCUGCGAGGCUUUUAUACACGUGAGAAUGUCUGUGAUAAUUCGAUGAAAUUAACCAUAUGGGGUUCACAAUACUUAGAGAGAGAGACUGGCGUGAAAUUCACCAUAUAGUGAGAUUUUCCAUUAUAUAAAAACAAACUGUGAUAACACACACUUUUAUGUCAUGUUUGCCUCUCUAUCUCUAUCCCAAUACAUAAGAGCUUAACCAAGAAAUAAAAAACACAAAAUUAGCGAUAAAGUGCCCACAAGGAUUGUCAGUCAAUCAGUUGAAAAGUGAAUUUAGUGCAAUUGAGACGUUUUUUUUAGUUCGUUGUGAAUAAAGUUCUCUUGAAAAGAAUUGAAGUAAUUUAAUUGAAAUACAGUAAUAGUUCCAUCAGUGAGACGACAUUUUCGAAUAUUGAGUGCAACUAAUUUAUCACACAAAAGGAUAUCGUCAGCCCUCUCUUCUGCCUGAUUUCACCACCCCCAUUCAACUCCUAAAAGAGAGUGCCUUCAAUACUAUUAAUGUGCUUGUGAACUUUCAAACUUUCAACGUAACCAUAUACAUAAUAUAGGGCUGCCUUCGUGAAAAAUGGAACCCAAAUUAUCAAUGAAGACCGUUAAAGGAUAUCCAGAUUUACCCGCGAACGACAAAAUCAAUACGAUUCAUUUUCUAAAUGCAUCCCGGGAGGUUGUUGCUGCUUUUGAAUCAUUUGGGAAGCUCUUCAAACCCGUGGUGUAUGACAUGAAUGGCAAUAUUGAGAAACUCCAUAAACACUAUAUUCAGGACAAGAUGGGGAAUCAGUUUCUCGACGAUAUGCUUGUGAAUGAUGCGAGAAACAGACGAUUAAUUGUUGAACCACUACUAUGGCUGAAAAGAGCAUUGGAAAUGAUUGAGGCAUUUUUCACCAACAUUCUCAACGACAAUUCCAAACAGGAAGAUUUAAGACAACACAUCCGCGAUGCAUACAAAUGCACCCUGCAGCCAUACCACGGGUGGAUUGUCCAAGAAGCAUUUUCCGUAAUUUAUCGAUGGGUACCAACAAGAAGCCAAUUAUUUGGACAAGGAGCAAAACAUUCAGAAAACAUGCAAUACCUAGAAAUGUUCCUUUUACCUCUCCGUGCGCAUUUGCAGCGACUAAAUAACCUCUACACAGCCCAUAGUUUGCAUUCAACGAAAAAAGCGUGAUACUUUUAUAUAUAUUUUUAAAGUAAAAGAUGAAAAAUAAAGUAAAUCAUACGUAUGUCCAAAGGUUGACAAUAAAUAAUAUAAUAGCACCU
Molecule: messenger RNA, 1393 nt
Organism: Lutzomyia longipalpis
Lineage: Eukaryota; Metazoa; Arthropoda; Insecta; Diptera; Psychodidae
Product: glycolipid transfer protein A
Exons: 6
Coding region: 705-1301 (198 amino acids)
Biological process (GO): ceramide transport; intermembrane lipid transfer
Cellular component (GO): cytoplasm; membrane; cytosol
Molecular function (GO): ceramide 1-phosphate transfer activity; ceramide 1-phosphate binding
Source: RefSeq, a predicted model, not a curated record